Messenger RNA from Aethalodelphis obliquidens (Pacific white-sided dolphin), 4385 nucleotides. It is a transcript of the gene ELP1, whose product is annotated as elongator acetyltransferase complex subunit 1. The coding region runs from base 244 to 3942 and encodes 1232 amino acids. Gene Ontology annotation, cellular component: elongator holoenzyme complex; cytosol. Lineage: Eukaryota; Metazoa; Chordata; Mammalia; Artiodactyla; Delphinidae. Gene Ontology annotation, molecular function: protein binding; tRNA binding. Gene Ontology annotation, biological process: tRNA wobble base 5-methoxycarbonylmethyl-2-thiouridinylation. The transcript has 34 exons. The record is from RefSeq and is a predicted model, not a curated record.
GACAUCACUGCGCCGCCGCUCGGCGCGUGUGGGGCUCUCUUCGCUUGCGAGUACAUGCUUCGCAGGUCGCCCCUCCGCCUGGCUUCGCCACUACCGGAGGGGCUCGAGCGAUCUGGCGACCCGGAGACCCAGUGCGCGUCGUGAGAGCACAGAAGCACGGUCAGGGAGAGGCCCGUGCGCAGCCCUGGGCGGACGCACCGCUGUUUGCGUUUCCUCAGAGCGCGGCGUAGGAGUCGCUUCAUCAUGAGAAAUCUAAAGUUAUUUCGGAGCUUGGAGUUCAGGGAUAUUCAGGCUCCAGGGAAACCUCAGUGCUUCUCUCUCCGAACUGAACAGGACACAGUGCUCAUUGGCUCAGAACAUGGACUGAUAGAAGUAGACCCUGUCGUAAGAGAGGUGAAAAAUGAAAUUCCUCUGGUGGCAGAAGGCUUUCUCCCAGAGGAUGGAAGUGGCUGCAUUGUUGGUAUUCAGGAGUUGCUGGAUCACGAGUCUGUGUGUGUGGCCACAGCUUCUGGAGACGUCCUACUUUGCAAUCUCAACACACACCAGCUGGAAUGUGUCGGGAGUGUAGCCAGUGGUAUCUCUGUCAUGAGUUGGAGUCCUGACCAAGAGCUGGUGCUUCUUGCCACAGGUCAACAGACCCUAAUUAUGAUGACAAAAGAGUUUGAACCAAUCAUGGAACAGCAAAUCCACCAGGAUGAUUUUGGUGAAAGCAAGUUCAUCACUGUUGGCUGGGGCAGGAAGGAGACGCAGUUCCAUGGAUCAGAAGGCAGGCAAGCCGCCUUUCAGAUGCAAAUGCACGAGUCUGCUUUGCCCUGGGAUGACCAUAGACCACAAGUUACCUGGCAUGGUGAUGGACAGUUUUUUGCUGUGAGUGUUGUUUGCCCAGAGACAGGGGCUCGAAAGGUCAGAGUGUGGAGCCGGGAGUUUGCUUUACAGUCAACCAGUGAGCCUGUGGCAGGACUGGGACCUGCUCUGGCUUGGAAGCCCUCAGGCAGUUUGAUCGCAUCUACGCAAGAUAAACCCAAUCAGCAGGAUGUUGUGUUUUUUGAGAAAAAUGGACUUCUCCAUGGACAUUUUACACUUCCUUUCUUUAAAGAUGAGGUUAAGGUUAAUGACCUUCUCUGGAAUGCAGAUUCCACUGUGCUUGCAGUUUGGCUGGAAGACCUUCAGAGGGAAGAAAAUUCCACUCUGAAAACCUAUGUUCAGCUCUGGACUGUUGGAAACUAUCACUGGUAUCUCAAGCAAAGCCUGCCCUUCAGCACCUGUGGGAAGAGCAAGAUUGUGUCUCUGAUGUGGGACCCGGUGACCCCAUACCGGCUGCAUGUUCUCUGUCAAGGCUGGCAUUACCUCUGCUAUGACUGGCACUGGACGACUGACCGGAGCUCAGGAGAGAAUUUAAGUGACAUGGCAAAUGUGGCUGUUGUUGAUGGAAACAGGGUAUUGGUGACAGUCUUCCGGCAGAGUGUGGUUCCGCCUCCCAUGUGCACCUACCAACUGCUGCUCCCACACCCUGUAAAUCAAGUCAUGUUCUCGGCACACCCUAAAAAGAGCAAUGACCUCGCUGUCCUAGAUGCCAGUAACCAGAUUUCUGUUUAUAAAUGUGGUGAUAGUCCAAGCAUAGACUCUACGGUGAAACUGGGAGCUGUGGGUGGAAAUGGAUUUAAAAUUUCUCUUAGAACACCUCAUCUGGACAAGAGCUACAAAAUUCAGUUUGAGAACAGUGAAGAUGAAGAAGUAAACCCACUGAAGCUUGGCCUUCUCACCUGGGUUCAGGAAGACGUUUUCCUGGCUGUGAGCCACAGUCAGUCCAGUCCACAGUCUGUCAUUCACCAUCUGACUGUGGCCCCUUCUGCGAUGGAUGACGAGCAGGGACAGCUCAACAUUAGUUCAUCUGUGACAGUGGAUGGGGUCAUAAUCAGUCUGUGUUGCAACUCCAAGACCAAGUCAGUAGCACUGCAGGUGGCUGGUGGUCAGAUACUUAAGUACCUUUGGGAAUCACCCUCUCUGGCUGUUGAACCAUGGAAGAACCCUGGUGGAUUUCCUGUUCGAUUUCCUUAUCCGUGCACACAGACCGAACUGGCCAUGGUUGGAGGAGAGGAAUGUGUCCUUGGUCUGACUGAUAGAUGUCGCUUUUUCAUCAAUGACACUGAGGUUGCUUCAAAUAUCACAUCAUUUGCAGUAUAUGAUGAGUUUUUAUUGUUGACGACUUAUUCCCAUACUUGCCAGUGUUUUUGCCUGAGAGAUGCAUCAUUGAAAACAUUACAGGCAGGUCUGAGCAGCAGCCAUGUGUCUAAUGGGGAAUCUCUGCGGAAGGUGGAGAGGGGUUCACGCAUCGUCACUGUUGUGCCCCAGGACACAAAGCUUAUAUUACAGAUGCCAAGGGGAAACUUAGAAGUUGUUCAUCAUCGAGCCCUGGUUUUAGCUCAAAUUCGGAAGUGGUUGGACAAACUAAUGUUUAAAGAAGCAUUUGAAUGCAUGAGAAAACUGAGAAUUAAUCUCAAUCUGAUUCAUGAUCAUAACCCUAAGGUGUUUCUUGAAAAUGUGGAAACCUUCAUAAGACAGAUAGAUUCUGUAAAUCAUAUUAAUCUGUUUUUCACAGAAUUGAAGGAAGAAGAUGUUACAAAAACCAUGUACCCUCCACCAGUUACCAGUACUGUCCAGCUGUCCAGCGAUCCUGAUGGGAAAAAAGUAGACCUUAUCUGCGAUGCUAUGAGAGCAGCCAUGGAGAACAUAAAUCCUCACAAGUACUGCCUAUCAAUACUCACCUCUCACGUGAAAAAAACAACCCCAGAACUGGAAAUUGUGCUGCAGAAGGUACACGAGCUUCAAGGAAGUGCUGCACCUGUUCCUGAUGCUGUGAGUGCUGAAGAGGCCCUGAAGUAUUUGCUGCUUCUUGUAGAUGUUAAUGAAUUAUAUGAUCAUUCUCUUGGGACCUAUAACUUUGAUUUGGUCCUCAUGGUAGCUGAGAAGUCACAGAAGGAUCCCAAAGAAUACCUUCCAUUUCUAAAUACACUUAAGAAAAUGGAAACGAAUUAUCAGCGGUUCACUAUAGACAAAUAUUUGAAACGGUAUGAAAAAGCCAUUGGCCACCUCAGCAAAUGUGGUAAGUGUGAGGAACACACUUGCUCCAUUAGCCUGUUACCUUCCUUGAUGUUCCCCUGUCAGGAUUAUGAAGAAGCUGUGCUCUUGCUGUUAGAAGGAGCUGCCUGGGAAGAAGCUCUGAGACUGGUACAUAAAUAUAACAGACCAGAUAUUAUAGAAACCAACGUAAAGCCUUCCAUUUUAGAAGCCCAGAAAAAUUAUAUGGCGUUUCUGGACUCUCAGACAGCCACCUUCAGUCGCCAUAAAGCACGUCUGUUGGUGGUGCGGGAGCUCAAGGAGCAAGCACAGCAGGUGCAUCUGGAUGAUGAGGCACCCCAUGGUCAAGAGUCAGAUCUCUUCUCUGAAACUAGCAGUGUCAUGAGUGGCAGUGACAUGAGUGGCAAAUAUUCCCACAGUAACUCCAGAAUAUCAGCGAGAUCAUCUAAGAAUCGGCGCAAAGCGGAACGGAAGAAGCACAGCCUCAAGGAAGGGAGUCCACUGGAGGAUCUGGCCCUUUUGGAGGCACUGAGUGAUGUGGUGCAGGGCACUGAAAAAUUGAAAGAUGAAAUAUACCAUAUUUUAAAGAUACUCUUUCUCUUUGAGUUUGACGAGCAAGGAAGGGAAUUACAGAAGGCCUUUGAAGAUACUCUGCAGCUAAUGGAAAGGUCACUUCCAGAAAUUUGGACUCCCACCCCCCAGCAGAGUUCAGCUACACCUGUUCUAGGUCCCAAUUCUACUGCAAAUAGUAUCAUGGCCUCUUAUCAACAAGAAAAGACUUCAGUUCCUGUUCUUGAUGCUGAGCUUUUUAUACCACCAAAGAUCAACAGAAGAACCCAGUGGAAACUGAGCCUUCUAGAGUGACUCUGGCCCCAGUUAGGAGGGCUCUGGCAGAGAAGGCUGUUUUCCUUCCACUCCUCACUCCUCGAGGCCUGGUUGCUGGGAACUGGGGAGAGUAAGACCAUCUACCUUAGCAUUACGGAGAGCUGCUCUGUGCAGCUGACCUCAGCAGACACCAGUUCUGUUUUAUUUUGCAUAUAAUCUUAAUCAUUAGCAAGGCUUUAAGCUUUAACCCAUAUAGCAUCAUUUUGUAAAAAUUACUGUUCUUGUACUUAGUGCUGACUGAGAGCAUAUUUCUGGUAUUUAUGGUAAUCAGGACAUUGGGUUUCAUUCCCAGCUACAGGUCUGAAUCAUAUUGGGACUGUAGACAAAUCACAGGAUUGAUUCGUGCCUCAGUUAAUUGGGAAUGUUUUGUGGCUGCUACCUCAAAAGUGUGAAGAAAAGUAAAAUAAUGUUUUUAAAUUGUU